UUUUUAUCGUCACGGUCACCCCAAAUUGCACAACCAAGUUACAAAUUUAAGAAUUUGUUAAUUAAAUCGGGAAAAAUAUGCUGCGUGCUGGCUGCCAAUUGCUGACGCAGUCCACCCUGCCCGCCGCCAAGACGGGCAGCAACGGUUUUGCCCUAGAGUUUGUGCGCUGGCGCCGGAAGCCGCGCUGGCUGCCGGUGGCAAAGAGCAAAAUGUUCCGUGUGCCCGAGCGCACGAAGCAGACGGAGGAUGAGCGCACCGAGCUGAUGCGCCUGCACAACCAGUACAAAACCCAGCUGCGGUCGGUGCGCCAGUUCCUGCGCGAGGAGGUCGUACGGCACGCGGAAACCUCCACGGUGGACCACAUAGUGCUCACACCCGAGCAGGAAGAGGCCGAGUACCAGGCCUUGGUGGCCGCCAACUCGCAAUGGAACGCAACAAUUGCCCAGGAGCGGGAACAGCGCCUGGCCAGGGAGCGCGACGAGAAGGUUGCCUACGUCCAGGAGCGACUAGAAGCUCGCCAGCUGCGUGACGAGGAACGUCGGGAGAGAGCCAACGAGGCGGUUCUACGCGAGAUCGAGCGCUCCAAGACAUACAUUACGCGGGAGGGCCUCAAUGCGGCCAUCGAAACGGCGCUGGCCAAUCCCGUGGAUCCCAAUUUCGCCAUCGACAUGGCCGGCAACCUCUACCAGGGACGCAUCAGCUCGCAGAUACCGGAUGAAGCCCCACAGCCCGACCAGAAGGCCUUGAGUAAUUAGCCCCCUUGUCUUAGUUUCUUGUUACAUUAAAAAGAUCAGGAUUUUUAGCCAAA
Molecule: messenger RNA, 808 nt
Organism: Drosophila obscura
Lineage: Eukaryota; Metazoa; Arthropoda; Insecta; Diptera; Drosophilidae
Gene: mRpS26
Product: probable 28S ribosomal protein S26, mitochondrial
Exons: 2
Coding region: 78-755 (225 amino acids)
Cellular component (GO): mitochondrial small ribosomal subunit
Source: RefSeq, a predicted model, not a curated record